UGUUACUUCCGGAAAAAACCAGUCUGUUGAAGGUACACGCACACGCACACAUUUGUUUUUUGCCAGCAUGUCAGCGCCCAGGGACUGGAAUCUGGACUGUAAGGUGUAUGUUGGUGAGAUUGGCUAUGGGGCAGCCAAGCAAGAACUUGAAGAUUUAUUCUCUGAGUAUGGACCACUGAAGAAUGUCUGGGUGGCUCGCAAUCCACCUGGGUUUGCCUUUGUAGAGUUUGAAGACCACCGAGAUGCUCAAGACGCUGUGGAUGCUCUUGAUGGAGCGCGUAUAAAUGGGCGUAGGGCAAGAGUAGAAAUGUCCAGUGGAAAGUCUCGCUGGGGCAGAGGUGGCCCCCCACCCCGUAGAGGCCCUAGGAAUGGGGACAGGGAAAGGCGCAGAUCCAGGUCAAGAUCACCAUUAGGCCGACAGCGUUCCCCCUCACCAUCUGUGAGACGACGGUCAGUGUCCCCAUCACUACGGCGACGAUCUCCUUCCCCUAAACGACCAAGGAGGUCAACCAGCAGGGAUCGUACCCGCAGGUCUGACUCUCCAAGAGACGCUUCGCCUGUUGCCAGGAACGGGAAGUCUCGAUCCCGAUCUCGCUCACCAUACGCUGACAAGGACGAUUAAAACAUGUGGAGAAGUGGUAGUUUGAGAUGACGUUUUGUGUGUUCAGAAACGAAUGGCAGUAUUUGUGUAGCUGCAUGCAGACUUUGGCAACAAUUUAAGCUGUGGGUCAGCAUAUAAAUGGAUAGACAGCAGCUGGACAUAAUAUAAUAUCCUUUGUGUUUAAUUAUUCAUAGUAACACCACAACCAUAAUGAUCAUCUUAAGUGUAUUGUAUAUUCUUCUUCUCUUAUUUCCAUGUUGGUCCUUCACAUUGUUUUCUUGUCUUAUAUUAAAAUAGAGAAAAUUACUUUUUUGUAGCAUAGUCAUCAUAUAUGAAAAUGUAAAUAAUGUACAACAGGACAGCUUUAAUAUACACACUUUUUGGUUCAUUUUCAGCAAUUACAGUGUUGAUCUCUCAGGAAAGUGAUAAAUUAGAUAAAAUGCAUUAUUCUUUUUGAUAUACUCUGGAACAUAUGAAACUUGUAAAGCAACUAUUAUCCUGAAUGUAUGUUCUUUCAAGUGUAUGAAUGCAUGUUUGUGUUAUUAAGAUCAGACAUUUCAAGGCAUUGACUUUGAUUAAUUUUUACUGUUUUAUUAUGCCCCACUUCCAAGAUGAGGGGGUAUAUUGUUUUGCUGGAUGUUGGUCUGUCAGUCUAUCAACAAAUUGACCGGUUUUCUUGAUAUUUCACAUAAGCAUUGGCCUUGCACAGUGGAUGACCCCUAUUGAAGUUGGGGUCACUAGGUCAAAGGUCAAGGUUACUGUCACAAUAAGUGUGGAAAUUGUUUCUGAUCAAUAACUCUUCAAAAGAAUGGACCGAUUGGCUUGAUACUUCACAUGUGCAUUGGUCUUGGACAGUAGAUGACCCCUACAUAAAUUGGGGUCACUAGGUCAAAGGUCACUGUCACAAGUGUGCAAAUUGUUUCCAAUCUAUAAGUCGCAAUAAAUUGGCCGAUUGGCUUUAUACUUCCCAUGUGCAUUUGUCUUGGACAGUAAUGACCAUGGGGUCACUAGGUCAAUGUCACCAUCACAAUAAGUGUGAAAAUCGUUUCCUAUAAAUAACUCGUCAACAAAUUGACCAAUUGGCUUGAUACUUCACAUAUGCAUUAGCCUUGGACAGUAGAUGACCCCUAUUGAAAUUUGGGUCACUAGUUCAAAGCCUUGUGGGGGGGUGGCAUAUGUCUCCAACAGCUGAGCUCUUGUUCUGAACUGUGUCAAAGCCAGAUUUAUUUCAUUUCAGUAACACCAUACAUAUAUUACUAUGACAAUUUGUUUGCUCAUUCAGUAAAUGCAUUUAGCAGCAACAGCAUAUUAAUGCUUAGUAUGGACAGGAGUUCUUGUGUCUGUAGCCUGUGUUAUGUAAACUGGUUUAGACAGGAGUUCUUGUGUCUGUAGCCUGUGUUAUGUAAACUGGUUUAGAACAGACACAUGUUAUUAUGUAUUUUUGUUGUACAAUUUAGAUGACUAUUAACUUGCUGUUAACUGAAAUUUUGUAAUAUGAUGAAUGAAAGAUGUUUGCAUUCAGUACAAAAAUUGUAAGGCACUGUAAAACCACUAUUAUUUGUUGGACAUGAAUUUUUUUUUGAUUUUUUUGGUUGAAACGAAACAUAACUGAAGUGCCCAAAAAAUAAGUGCAUUAUUAUAUUAUUUGCUUGAAGGUGCGUCAUUCUUAUGUCUUGUCUGCUUAACACUCCAAAGUGCAGAUUUCAAGAAAAUUACAUAUAUGAUUUAGCUUCUUGGCCAAUAAUACAGUAUAUUCAAUAAAAAAUUCAUUUGUGCAAGUAACAAUGUAACACUUAGUGAACAGUUUCCAUUUUUCAGAGUUCCCAUUUCAGGGUCAUUUUAGUUCUGUAUAAACUGAUAUUUGGACAUUAGAUAAUUGGUAUGUAUAAACAGUGUAAAAACAAUGUGAAAGUCCCCACAUGAAACUGGCCAAAAUGUCUGGUAAAUUCUUCAUUAUUACUAGUAUCAAUUCCUACUAAUGAUUGGGGUCAGUCUACUGCUUAUUAGUUCUUUACCUGAAUGUUUUUUUUCCAAUCAUGAGGAAGAGAAUUCUUGAAAAUAUCAAUGAACCUUGUGCAGUUUGACUGGCUUUGUCUUGGAGCUUACAUACGGAGACGGUAAUAAUGUUGAGUUUAUGACAGUUUGUUUAUAAUUGCAAUGAAUUGGUAAAUGGCUUUUUUUUAACAUUCGGUUAUUGUUUUAUCUGUGAAUUGGGAUUCACAGUUUACUGGUAAUUUUGCUAACAGUGUCUCCCUAUGUUGCAUUCCAUGUUUGCAUUAUACAUAUGUGUUUUUUGUGUAUUUGAAAGAUUGAUAAUCAUAGAAGUCCUGUAGUGCUGUAUUUUAAUGGUAAUUAGUGACAAAAGUCCAUAAUACGUGUUUGAUAUUUUUUAAUGAAAUCAAAAUCACUAAUUUUAGUGCCCAUGAAAUGGUCAUAUAUGGAUAAGCCACAAAAGAUUGUCUAAACAAAUGUUAAUGGUUUUAUAGUACAUAUUUUAAUGUCAUUUUGUUUUUAAACCACAAUAUGAAUUUAAUUUAAUAUAGAUUAACAGUGGAUAUGAGUUUCUUAUGAUGAUCUUAAUAUGUUUCCUGGUAUUAUGAUGUUCUUGAUAUCAUCUACUUUUAAAUGUGUAUUUGUAUAUAUUGUAUUUUAAGAAACUUGUAUGAUAAAUAUUGAAAACUCAACUGUGGGAUUUUUCGCUCCUUGACAGAUAUCUUUUCAUUGAUUGUCAAAAUUCUUUUAAAAGAAGAAUUUUUGAAUCAUUUUACUUGAAGGUGUGUUAGUUCAGAAAUUUGAUAUAAUUUAUCAGAAACUGUUCAAUGUAUCUAUAUGUACAUAGGUAUUAACAUGUUGCAAAACUUGCCAAUAAUAUUUCUUAUAAUGCUUGUCUUGUCUAUAUUUUUUAUUAAAGAUUGUUCAAUUAAAGUUUCUAUUUAUAACCAAUUAAAAAUAGCUGAAAAUGUGAUUGAGAUGUAAUUAACAGAGGUAAGUUUGUUUGACUGAUGUCAGAUAAACACUUUAAAUUGGACCUGAAUCUGUAAUCCAUAAUUUGUUAAGUGGUCCAAGUUUGUUCAAGUUUUGUCAUGUGUACAUGUACCGGAAGUAUCAAUAGAUGAUGCUUAAUAUCAAGAAAUUGAAAAACUAUUGCAUAUGCAGAUUAUGUUUUAAGUAAAUAAAUGUACAAAGUUAAA
This is a messenger RNA of Dreissena polymorpha, 3792 nucleotides long. RefSeq names its product RNA-binding protein 1-like. Gene Ontology annotation, molecular function: RNA binding. Gene Ontology annotation, cellular component: nuclear speck. The coding region runs from base 68 to 622 and encodes 184 amino acids. The transcript is spliced from 6 exons. The record is from RefSeq and is a predicted model, not a curated record. Gene Ontology annotation, biological process: mRNA splicing, via spliceosome. Lineage: Eukaryota; Metazoa; Mollusca; Bivalvia; Myida; Dreissenidae.